Molecule: messenger RNA, 6302 nt
Organism: Gymnogyps californianus (California condor)
Lineage: Eukaryota; Metazoa; Chordata; Aves; Accipitriformes; Cathartidae
Gene: ADGRL2
Product: adhesion G protein-coupled receptor L2
Exons: 25
Coding region: 569-4993 (1474 amino acids)
Biological process (GO): brain development; cell surface receptor signaling pathway; adenylate cyclase-activating G protein-coupled receptor signaling pathway
Cellular component (GO): membrane; neuron projection
Molecular function (GO): carbohydrate binding; G protein-coupled receptor activity
Source: RefSeq, a predicted model, not a curated record
CUGGCAUCGCCUUCUGAUCGUUGCACAGAAAGGACUCCAAAGGCUGGGCACACACACUGCGCGCUGCGCCCGUCGUCCCCUCCAUUUCGUUUUUCUUUUUUUUUAAUUGAAUUUAUUUUUUUUGUGCGUGUGUGCGGGAGCCUGGCUGUAUCGUACGUUUCGUGCGGAGCGGAGUGUCGGAAACUGCAGGAAAAUGUUGACUUAGCCCCAGAAAAGCCUCCCGGCUGGCUGCUUGGAGGAGAAGCCGCCUUCUGCUCUGCGCUGCCCCAGCCCGCCGAGCCGCAGAGCCAGCUGCCUCCCGCUCCCCGCCCGAGCCCGGCGCUCGCCCGCCCGCUCCCCGCUCCGCCGCCGGAGCCGCGGGACUGACUGCGCCGCGCUCUCCCGCAGCCCUGCGCUCGGCGGGGUGACCCGGCUCGCGGGUCCCGCCGGGGCGAGCGAUCCCGGCCCGCCUUCGACUCCCAGACAGAGGUAUGAAGAUGAAUAAUGCAGACCACUGGUUUUGAUGAUGCUGGGCUUUUAUAACUGGUUUCAUUAAGGAAUACAAAGAAAAUUCUUAGAGGGAUCAAUAAUGGUGUCUUCUGGCUGCAGAAUGCAAAGUUUUUGGUUUCUGCUCAUUAUCAGCUUCCUGCAGUGUACUGAAGGUUUCAGCCGAGCAGCACUACCAUUUGGUUUGGUUAGGAGGGAGCUUUCCUGUGAAGGCUACUCCAUUGACCUCCGGUGUCCAGGAAGCGAUGUUAUUAUGAUAGAAAGUGCUAACUAUGGACGGACAGAUGACAAGAUUUGUGAUGCUGACCCUUUCCAGAUGGAGAACACAGAAUGCUUCCUUCCAGACGCCUACAAAAUUAUGACACAAAGGUGCAACAACCGAACACAGUGUAUAGUAGUUACUGGGUCAGAUGUGUUUCCUGAUCCUUGUCCUGGAACAUACAAAUAUCUGGAAGUUCAGUAUGAAUGUGUUCCUUACAAAGUGGAGCAAAAAGUUUUUGUUUGCCCGGGGACGUUGAAAGCAAUUGUGGACUCACCGUAUUUAUAUGAAGCUGAACAAAAAGCAGGUGCUUGGUGCAAAGAUCCUCUCCAGGCUGCAGAUAAAAUAUACUUCAUGCCAUGGACUCCGUAUCGCACCGAUACUUUGAUAGAAUAUGCUUCUUUAGAGGACUUCCAAAACGGACGCCAGCAGACAACGUAUAAACUCCCAAAUCGAGUGGAUGGUACUGGAUUUGUAGUGUAUGAUGGCGCUGUCUUUUUUAACAAGGAAAGAACUAGGAACAUAGUAAAAUUCGACUUGAGGACUAGAAUUAAGAGUGGAGAGGCCAUAAUCAAUUAUGCUAAUUACCAUGACACCUCUCCAUAUCGAUGGGGAGGAAAGACUGAUAUUGACUUGGCAGUUGAUGAAAAUGGCUUAUGGGUAAUUUAUGCUACGGAGCAAAACAAUGGGAUGAUAGUAAUUAGCCAGCUGAACCCCUACACCCUGCGUUUCGAAGCCACCUGGGAAACGACAUACGACAAACGGGCAGCAUCCAAUGCUUUCAUGAUAUGUGGUGUCCUGUAUGUAGUGCGGUCGGUGUAUCAAGACAAUGAGAGCGAGACCGGCAAGAACGCCAUUGAUUACAUCUACAACACCAGGUUAAGCAGAGGCGAGCACGUGGACAUUCCUUUCCCCAACCAGUACCAGUACAUCGCCGCAGUGGAUUACAACCCCAGAGACAACCAGCUGUAUGUGUGGAAUAACAACUUCAUUCUGCGAUACUCUUUGGAGUUUGGCCCACCUGAUCCUGCCCAAGUGCCUACCACAGCAGUGACAAUAACUUCUUCAGCAGAGCUAUACAAAACCACAGUGUCAACCACUAGCACUACAUCACAGAAAGGUCCCAUAAGCACGACAUUAGCUGGAGGAACAAAGGAAGGAAGCAGAGGACCCAAGCCACCGCCACCCAUUUCCACAACCAAAAUUCCUCCUGUGACAAGUUUUUUCCCUUUGCCAGAGAGAUUCUGUGAACCGACUGAGGCCAGGGGGAUUAGCUGGCCUCAGACACAAAGAGGAAUGAUGGUUGAACGCCCUUGCCCCAAAGGAACACGAGGAACUGCCUCAUAUCUCUGCGUGGUCUUAACGGGAACGUGGAACCCCAAAGGCCCUGAUCUUAGCAACUGUACCUCACACUGGGUAAAUCAGCUGGCUCAGAAGAUCAGAAGUGGAGAAAAUGCUGCUAGUCUAGCCAAUGAACUGGCUAAACACACCAAAGGACCGGUCUUCGCUGGCGAUGUUAGUUCAUCAGUGAGGCUGAUGGAGCAGCUCGUGGACAUUUUGGAUGCUCAGCUGCAGGAACUGCGGCCCAGUGAAAAAGACUCUGCUGGAAGGAGUUAUAACAAGCUCCAAAAACGAGAGAAGACAUGCAGGGCUUACCUUAAGGCAAUUGUGGAUACAGUGGACAACCUGCUCAGGCCUGAAGCUCUGGAGUCCUGGAAGGACAUGAAUUCUUCAGAACAAGCCCAUGCAGCCACAAUGCUACUUGAUACGUUAGAAGAAGGGGCUUUUGUCUUGGCUGAUAAUCUCUUAGAACCAACUAGAGUCUCAAUGCCCACAGAAAAUAUCGUUUUGGAUGUUGCAGUGCUCAUUACUGAGGGCCAGGUGCAGGACUUGAAAUUUCCUCAGGGCAGUAAAGGAGGCAACUCAAUUCAGCUCUCUGCAAGCACCGUGAAACAGAACAGCAGGAACGGAUUAGCAAAACUGGUUUUCAUCAUUUACAAAAGUUUGGGGCGUUUUCUCAGUACUGAAAAUGCAACCAUAAAGCUAGGAAGCGACUUUGCUGGGCGGAAUAGCACGAUUGCAGUCAACUCCCACGUCAUUGCAGCCUCAAUCAACAAGGAGUCUAGCCGGGUGUACCUGACCGAUCCUGUGCAUUUUACGCUGGAACACAUUGAUCAACCUGACAAUUAUUUCAAUGCAAAUUGUUCCUUCUGGAACUACUCAGAGAGGACUAUGAUGGGAUACUGGUCAACUCAAGGCUGCAAACUGGUUGACACAAAUAAAACUCAUACAACGUGUGCUUGCAGUCACCUAACCAACUUUGCAAUUCUUAUGGCUCAUCGGGAAAUUGUGUACAAAGAUGGAGUGCACGAAUUGCUCCUCACUGUCAUCACCUGGGUGGGAAUUGUCAUCUCUCUUGUUUGCCUGGCCAUCUGCAUCUUCACAUUCUGUUUUUUCCGUGGCCUGCAAAGUGAUCGUAACACUAUUCACAAGAACCUUUGUAUCAACCUAUUCAUUGCUGAGUUCAUUUUCCUAAUAGGCAUCGAUAAGACAGAGUACAAGAUUGCAUGUCCAAUAUUCGCAGGUCUCUUACACUUUUUCUUCCUGGCAGCCUUUGCCUGGAUGUGUCUAGAAGGAGUGCAGCUUUAUCUGAUGUUAGUAGAAGUAUUUGAAAGUGAAUAUUCUAGGAAGAAGUACUAUUACGUUGCUGGCUACCUCUUCCCUGCUACAGUAGUUGGUGUCUCAGCAGCUAUUGACUAUAAGAGCUACGGAACAGAGAAAGCUUGCUGGCUCCAUGUAGAUAACUAUUUUAUCUGGAGUUUCAUUGGACCUGUUACCUUUAUUAUUCUGCUGAAUCUUAUCUUCCUGGUGAUCACAUUGUGCAAAAUGGUGAAGCACUCAAACACUUUGAAACCAGACUCUAGCAGGUUGGAAAACAUUAACUAUGAAGAUAAUAAGCCAUUUAUCAAAUCCUGGGUCCUGGGUGCAUUUGCUCUCCUGUGUCUCCUUGGCCUAACAUGGUCAUUUGGCCUGCUGUUUAUCAAUGAGGGGACUGUUGUGAUGACGUAUCUCUUCACAGUAUUUAAUGCUUUCCAAGGAAUGUUUAUUUUCAUCUUUCAUUGUGCCCUUCAAAAGAAAGUACGUAAGGAAUAUGGCAAAUGCUUCCGACAUUCCUACUGCUGUGGUGGACUACCAACUGAGAGUCCCCACAGUUCAGUGAAGGCAUCAACAACACGAACUAGUGCUCGCUAUUCCUCUGGCACUCAGAGUCGUAUAAGGAGGAUGUGGAAUGACACUGUGAGAAAACAAUCUGAAUCGUCUUUUAUCUCAGGUGACAUCAACAGCACUUCAACACUUAAUCAAGGAAUGACUGGCAAUUACCUACUAACAAACCCUCUUCUUCGACCACACGGCACUAACAACCCCUAUAACACAUUGCUCGCUGAAACAGUUGUAUGUAAUGCCCCUUCAGCUCCUGUGUUUAACUCACCAGGACAUUCACUGAACAAUGCCAGGGAUACAAGUGCCAUGGAUACUCUACCGCUAAAUGGUAAUUUCAACAACAGCUACUCAUUGCGCAAUGGAGACUAUAACGACAGCGUGCAAGUUGUAGACUGUGGACUAAGCCUGAAUGAUACUGCUUUUGAGAAAAUGAUCAUUUCAGAAUUAGUGCACAACAACCUGCGGGGCAGCAGCAAGAACCACAACCUGGAGCGCACGCUACCAGCCAAAGCUGUGAUCGGCGGGAGCAGUAGCGAAGAUGACGCCAUCGUGGCAGAUGCCUCAUCUUUGAUGCACAGUGACACCCCUGGGCUGGAGCUCCACCACAAAGAGCUUGAGGCCCCACUCAUUCCUCAGCGGACUCACUCCCUUCUGUACCAGCCCCAGAAGAAAGUGAAGACCGAGGGAACCGACAGCUACGUCUCACAGCUGACAGCCGAGGCUGACGACCACCUCCAGUCCCCCAACAGAGACUCUCUUUACACGAGCAUGCCCAAUCUCAGAGACUCUCCGUAUCCGGAGAGCAGCCCCGACGUUGAAGAAGAUCUCUCUCCCUCCAGGAGGAGUGAAAAUGAGGACAUUUACUACAAGAGCAUGCCAAACCUAGGAGCUGGCCAUCAGCUUCAGAUGUACUAUCAAAUCAGCAGGGGUAAUAGCGACGGCUAUAUAAUUCCCAUUAACAAGGAAGGAUGUAUUCCAGAAGGGGAUGUUAGAGAAGGACAAAUGCAACUAGUGACAAGCCUUUAAUAGUGUAGCAAAGAAAUAUUAAAGGCCACGUACAAGUAUUAAAAAGACUUAAUUGGCCCCAUGCAGGCUCCCUCAUAUCUGCUUGAAGAGACAAUUCUGUUGACCCUGUGGUUCUCCAGUAACGGGGAUGACUGGACCUCGCAGUUCUGUGAAUUUUUAUAAAACAAAAACUUUGUAUAUACACAGAGUAUACUAAAAUGAAUUAUUUGUUACAAAGAAAAGAAAUACCAACAAGGUAUUUUAAGAUAUCUUCUGCUGCUGAAUUUAACAAAAUUGUGAAAAAAAGAGAAAUAAACACUUUCCAGCCAUUUUACUGCAGCAGUUUGUGAACUAAAUUUGUAAAUACGGCUGCACCAUUUUUUUUUCUAGGCCUACAUUGUAUUAUAUACAAGGCGUAGGCUCUAAAAUCCUGUGGGACAAAUUUACUGUACCUUACUGUUCCUGACAAGACUUGCAAAAGCAGGAGAGAUAUUCUGCAUCAGUUUGCAGUUCACUGCAAAUCUUUUCCAUUAGGGCAAAGAUUGAAUACAUGUCUAACCACUAGCAAUCAAGCCACAGGCCUUAUUUCAUAUAUUUCCUCAACUGUACAAUGAACCGUUCUCAUGAAAAAAUGGCUAAAGAAAUUAUAUUUUGUUCUAUUGCUAGGGUAAAAUAAAUACAUUUGUGUCCAACUGAAAUAUAAUUGUCAUUAAAAAAUAAUUUUAAAGAGUUUGAAGAAAAUAUUGUGAAAAGCUCUUGGUUGCACAUACAUUAUAAGCUGUUUUUCUUACACUCUGUUCAUAGUACGGUAGUAUGUUUAAAAUGCAAGUUCUACCUGUUUUCACUUAUUUUUCACUGUAAACAGUGUUCUGCUUUGACAAGUUAGUUUUUAUUCUUACGUUUUGAAUUUUUAUUGCCAAAAAACAUAAUUUGGGGAGAAAAUUGUUUUAGAAGCCAAUUAUGCCAAGCCUUGCACAAAUUUGGUAUAGCUAACAAAGAUUGUAACUCAAUUCCCCGUUCAUUCUUUAAUCAGGGUUGGGUGGUAAGGGGUAAAGGGGACACUGGACACUUCUCACAAGCUUUCUCGUGAAUAAAAGGUGCCUGUCCUUUAAAAAAAUAAAUAAAACAUAACUAUUACUCCUCCAUAUUCCUUCUGCCUAUAUUUAGUAAUUAAUUUAUUUUAUGAUAAAAAUCUAAUGAAAUGUAAAUUGUUUCAUCAAAAUUCUGCUUUUUUCAUCCCUUUGUGUAAACCUGUUAAUAAUGAGCCCAUCACUAAUAUCCAGUGUAAAGUUUAACACCUGUUUGACAGUAAAUAAAUGUGAAUUUUUUU